This is a messenger RNA of Lycium barbarum (goji berry), 1470 nucleotides long. RefSeq names its product beta-glucuronosyltransferase GlcAT14B-like. The transcript has 4 exons. Gene Ontology annotation, cellular component: membrane. The record is from RefSeq and is a predicted model, not a curated record. Gene Ontology annotation, molecular function: glucuronosyltransferase activity. Bases 293 to 1159 code for a protein of 288 amino acids. NCBI's taxonomy places the organism in Eukaryota, Viridiplantae, Streptophyta, Magnoliopsida, Solanales, Solanaceae.
UUUGGGGGUGGAGAGGAGAUGAUGAGCUUGGAAUGUCACUUGUGGACUUGUUUUCGUUACUUCUACUAAGUACAAUAACAUACCCAGCGUGGUUCCACAAGUGGAGUGUACAUAGACUUCUAUUAAGGAGGGUGGGUCAAGUGGAGAUGGGGAGAGCUUAAAGAGGACAUUAAAGUCAUUAUACCAUCCAUUGAAUCAUAUGUUGUACAUUUAGACCUUGAAGCACCAGCUGAUGAGAGAUUAGAGUUGGUUAAUUUUGUAAAAAGGGAACCUUUGUUUGUUAAAGUUGGGAAUGUUAAGAGUUGUUGUGAGAUCUAAUUUGGUUACUUAUAGAGGGCCAACUAUGGUUAGUAAUACACUUCAUGCUGCUGCUAUUUUGCUUAAGGAAGGUGGUGAGUGGGAUUGGUUUAUCAAUCUUAGUGCUUCUGAUUAUCCUUUGGUUACACAAGAUGAUUUACUUCAUACUUUUUCAACCGUGCCGAGAGAACUUAAUUUUAUUGAGCAUACAAGUGACCUUGGAUGGAAGGAAUACCACAGAGCCAGGCCUGUAUUAAUCGAUUCAGGGUUAUACAGCCUGAAUAAAUCAGAUCUAUUCUGGAUACCACAGAAAAGGAGUAUUCCUACAGCAUUUAAACUAUUCACAGGCUCUGCAUGGAUGAUGCUCUCUCGCCCCUUUAUGGAGUACCUUUUAUGGGGAUGGGAUAACCUCCCGAGGAUAGUCUUAAUGUACUACGCCAACUUCCUUUCAACACCCGAAGGAUAUUUCCACACUGUCAUAUGCAAUGCAGAAGAGUUCAAGAACACCACAGUGAAUCACGACCUUCAUUUUAUAUCCUGGGACAACCCUCCAAAGCAACAUCCACAUGUUCUAACACUUAAUGAUUACCAGAACAUGGUCAACAGCAAUGCAUCAUUUGCAAGAAAAUUCGGAAGGAACGAACCCGUGCUUGACAAGAUUGAUUCCGAGCUCUUGGGACGGAAAAUCGAUGGUUUUGUCCCUGGUAGUUGGUUUGAUGGUGGGGAUGCAAAUGCUAGCAUCUCACAGUAUAUUUUAAAAAACAUAACUUCACUGAGACCUGGACCAGGUGCACAGAGAAUAAAAAGUCUUAUUUCUGGUUUGUUGUCGGAUAAAGAUUUCAACUCAAAGCACUGCCUUUAGUUCCUUACUGGUUGCAAAUGGUGUACUAAAUGGAAGUCUCGCGGUUGAAUGACGGAUUAGUUGAUUGUUGCUUACUGCCCUCAAAUGGUGUAAUAAGUGGGGGAUGGAGCAGCUAUACUACAUACUGCUAUAAGGUUUAAGACAGGUAGAAUUGUAUGGUUUAUAGGAUGUUUUGUUUCCCCCCUUCUUUCUAGCAAUUGCUUGUAAAUUUUUGUUCGCCAAAUGGCUGAUCGGAUGUUACUAUUAGUGAAUGAGGCACAUUAUUGAAAGGCAUGAUUAAUGCUAUGCUACAAUACAUUUAUUUUAAACAA